Molecule: messenger RNA, 2723 nt
Organism: Liolophura sinensis
Lineage: Eukaryota; Metazoa; Mollusca; Polyplacophora; Chitonida; Chitonidae
Product: phosphatidylserine decarboxylase proenzyme, mitochondrial-like
Exons: 5
Coding region: 1051-2370 (439 amino acids)
Biological process (GO): phosphatidylethanolamine biosynthetic process
Cellular component (GO): mitochondrion
Molecular function (GO): phosphatidylserine decarboxylase activity
Source: RefSeq, a predicted model, not a curated record
GCAGAAACGAGAAAUGCCGGGUAACGUUCGAUAUGUGUUAGUGUGAGGACAUUUUCAUACAUACACAUGUACGCUCUACCACCCACAUGUAGCACCGUGCCAGUUCUGUUGUAAAGGAUUUAUGCGCUACCUGUACUGGACCUGGUAUGCAAAAGGGAGCACCUUUGGUUGGGAACUUCAUGCAUAUUCAUGACCAUAUGAUGACCUUGUGACCUGUGUGGGAUAUUUCUAUGCAGAAUAUAUUGACGGGGCAAAAACUAAAACAACUGGUAGAGAUUAAAAGCUAAUUAAAAAGAUACCGUCAGCUAACGAUUGCUUCACUGUGUGGAUUUGUGAUCAGUGAAACAUUUAUCUCGGAGCAGAUUGCAAGAACGGAGGAAUUCAAGUGAACUUUGUCAGGACACACUUUGAUGAACAUCAGUGAAGUUUCUUUAGGAAUCCUUGAAGUCUUUAAUUUUGGGCACUGUCUGUGGAUGACAUAACUCUGUGGACUCGCUCAUUAUUUACGUGAUUGGCUACAUAUCACUGAUUAAGGGCACAUUUUUUGUGAUAGCUGCAGUAGGUCACAGUUGUGUGAGGUGUUUACACUCGCUCGUAAUCUACAGAUCAGUGAUUUUAUCUGUGUGGAUGAUGCAGUAUGUAAAUAACAAUUGACAGGUUAAAAAACAUUGUUUUAUCGUGGCAUUUCCUAUCUAUCUGUGACUUUAUAAACGGAACAACAUGGUAUAAAAGUCAGGUAUGAAAUAAUUGCAAGGAUUUUGCAUUAUCCCUUUGUAUCCUGAAAGACGCCUUAUGUACCUGUGGUCACUCCAUUUAACUCGUUCGUUGUGAUAAUUUGAAAGUAUUGUUGAAAGCUUUGAUAUUUUAGAACAAACUGAUUUGAAACUGAUGAUUUUUUGUGUGUCUCAGUAGUGCUUUUGGAACAGGAGUUUGUUGAUGCAUAUAUACACUUGUAUUUUGUGAGUAAGAUUUUGCUUAAUCAAUAAUCACAUCCAAGAGCCGUCCCUGGUAUUGGUAUAUAAAAGCAAGUAUAAGAAAGACGCCUUCGACAUGUUGGACGAAACUUUAACCUACACGGGUAUAAUCCUCAUCGUCAUAGUAGCGGGCCGGUACCGCCCUCGCCGAUUUAGGCUCUACAUCCCCUUCCGUCCUUUGAUUGGACGAGUGGGAAUCGGACGUCUCCAUCAUUUGUCCCUGAAGAAAUCUGCACGCAGUAUUCAUCAGUCACUGAAGUGCCUAGUGCUACAUGUACAGCUCAAAGACCUGGUGUUGUUAGGUCCUCGUUUGGCCAUCCUUCCGACCAAGACUCUGUUGAGAUUACUCGUUAAAUGUCAUAAAAGGAACUAUUUCUUGUCGCGUAAGAAUGACAAAUCAAGGAAAGUGGUACAGGGUUUAUAUCCUCAAGAUCACUCCAUCCUAAGGUAUAAUUGUACGGUGAACCUGUAUCGUAAGAUGCCCCUGAAAGCUAUGUCAAGGUUGUGGGGUAAAGUCAACCAGUUCCACCUUCCGCUGUGGCUUAGGAGGCCGGUGUACCGUCUGUACAUCUGGGCGUUUGACUGCAAACUGGAAGAGGCAGCCAUUGAAGACUUGAAGCAUUACAAUAAUCUGGGCGAGUUUUUCAGACGACAGCUGAAACCAGACGUCAGGCCGGUGGAUCAGGUUCAUUGUGUGACCAGUCCGGCUGACGGUAGAGUGUUGCAUUAUGGGAAGGUUGAGAACGGGAAGCUAGAGCAGGUGAAAGGUGUGACGUACUCGCUGCGGGGUUUCCUGGGCCCAUCCACAUGGCUGAAGGGCCUGCCGUCAUCUGACAUUGCUGAUGGUUGCCUGACAGACAGAGACUACCACGGUCAGCUGAAGGUCAAGCCUGGUCACUCACUCCAUCACUGUAUCAUCUAUUUGGCCCCUGGGGAUUAUCACCGCUUCCACUCCCCCGUGCAGUGGACCAUGUCCUUUAGGAGGCACUUCCCAGGUGAGCUAUUGAGUGUAAACCCAGGUGUGGCACGAUGGGUUCAAGGGCUGUUCAACUUCAACGAACGAGCGGUUUACUUCGGCCAAUGGGCUCACGGCUUCUUCUCCAUGACAGCAGUAGGUGCCACCAAUGUCGGCUCCAUCAAGAUCUACGCUGAUAAGGAAUUGUGCACUAACUCUGGCAAGAGACAUCCUCACGGCAUUUUCUAUGACAAGCAGUUCGGGAAGAAGGGGAUCCAGGUGGAGAAAGGGGAAAUGUUCGGGGAAUUCAACUUGGGCUCCACCAUCGUUCUCAUCUUCGAGGCUCCAGAUGACUUUGACUUUCGCUUGGAAGAAGGUCAAAAAAUUCGAUUCGGAGAACCUUUAGGCAAUUGUCAGCUAGCAACUGAAAACGAGCAAUAAUGUUACUGUGUAACCAUAACAACAACAAAUAUGUCCUAAAUUUGGAUAGAUACGCACAGGACUGAGUUGUCUGUCUAGCCUUACCAAACUAUUUUCUCCGUCUGCUGGUUAACAGAAGAUGAUAAAUUUUUGUGAAAACAACACAAAUGGCUGUGAUCUCAUUCAUUGUAAAUACUUUACAACAAUAUAAUGUAUAAUCGGGUUGUUUUGGAAUGGUGGAAAAAGAAAGUCAGUACUAGUGAGACUUGGGUUUGUUUUAUGCUGUGUCACACCGGUGCUUCUUCCUCUAGAAUAUUUGUAUAUAGAUUUGUAUAUACAUAUAUAUGUACAUUUUGUUAUUAUAUUAAAUAUAU